This is a messenger RNA of Prorocentrum cordatum, 1713 nucleotides long. NCBI's taxonomy places the organism in Eukaryota, Dinophyceae, Prorocentrales, Prorocentraceae. The record is from the annotation of a GenBank genome assembly.
GCGCCGAGGCCAAACAUCGUGCUCGUCCUGUGCGACCAGCUGCGGUGGGACGCCGUCGGCUACGCCGCGCCCGGCAGCCGGGCCGCGCGCACGCCCGCCCUGGACCGCCUGGCGGCCGAGGGCCUCUCGGUGCAGUACGCGUGGUCGUCCACGCCGACGUGCACGCCGGCCCGCGCCGCGCUGCUGACGGGCUUGUCGCCCUGGCGCCACGGCAUGCUGGGGUACGGCUCCGUGGCUGCGCGGUACGAAGCCGAGCUUCCCCGAGCGUUGGCCGCCGCGGGGUACCUCACUGCAGCGAUAGGCAAGAAUCACUUCGGCUGGGACCCGGAAGCUGACAGGGGCGUCUCCCACGGCUUCCACACGACGUCCCUGUACGACGGGCUGGGCGCGUGGGACGCUGCAUCACCGCACUCGUGGAAGGGCGAGUGGGAUGACUACGACCGCUGGUUCGCGCGACAGAAGCCCGGCAGUGACCCUCAGGCAACCCUGGACGAUGUUGAUGGCGACGGAUGGAACACGUGGCAGGCGCGCCGGUACAUCUACGACGAGGCUCUUCACCCAACGGCCUGGGUCGGGCAGCAGGCCGUGCGGUUCAUCCAGGAGCAGCCGGUCAGCCCCAGCGCGGGGAGGCCGUUCUUCCUCAAGGUGUCCUUCCACAGGCCCCACUCGCCCUACGAUCCACCGCAGAGGCUGCUCGACGCAGUGCGGGCGGAAGAGCUGCGGCCUGUGCGGCUGUGUCCGGGCGCUGAGGCGUCCCGGAUCGCGCCCGCAGGCGGCGAGGAUUGGUGCUUGCAGUUCCGGGGGGCGCCGGGAGACCCGCCCGGCUGCGGUCCGAGCAGCCCCGACGCGUGGUGCGGCAUGAUGCCCGAGAACGAGACGACCUUGAGCAGGCGGGCUUACGCUGCCAACGGCCCGGUGGAUUUCGUGGACGAGUGGGUUGGCCACAUCCUGACGGCCCUGGAGGAGAGGCGCCUGCUCGAGCGGACGUGGAUCCUCUUCACCUCGGAUCACGGGGAUGGGCAGGGGGACAUGUUCCACUGGCGCAAGGGGUACCCGUACGAGUUCUCCGCCCACGUGCCGAUGGUGCUGCGCUGGCCCCAGGAGUGGGCCUCCAGGCAGCCCCCAGAGUCGCUGCGGGUGGCGCGCGGCAGCGUGGUGGCGCCACCGCUUGUCGCGGAGCUGAGGGACGUCUUCCACACCCUUGCGGAUGCCGCGGGCAUAUCCAGGAACUCGAGCCUCAUGCCGCCUCAGCUCUUCCACGAAACGGACGGGCGCUCCCUGCUCUGUUUGCUGCGCGACCCCACGGGCUCGAGGCACUGCGAUUAUCCGCCCAACCCGGGCCGCUGGCGCCGGUGGAUCGACAUGGAGCACAGCACGGUCUACAAUGUCAGCAACCACUGGUCGGCGCUGACCGACGGGAUGUCGAAGUACGUGUACAUCGCUGGUACUGGAGAUGAGCAGCUGUUCAACCUGUCGGAGGACCCGUACGAGGGCGUGGACCUGUCCAAGUCGGCACACCACCAGGCCGAGCUCGCUCUCUGGCGCGGCCGCUUGGCCUCGCAGUUCGAGGCCGAGAAUCGCGGCGGCGCGUGGGUGAAGGGCGGCGCGCUCGUGCGGCGCGCGCAGGGCACCACCUACUCGCCGAACUACCCUGGGCAGCACUCGUCGUCGGGCGAGGCCGCCAGGACUGCCGACCAGACGGUGCUGGUCUGA